AUGUUGAAUCUAAUUCCAAUUACCGUGCCCCUGCGAAGGUUCAAAGGCCAUGAAAAGUGCGUAAAGGCAGUCGCAGUUUUCCCCGAUAAACGACGGAUGGUUACGGGCUCGCAUGAUGAGAUACUGUGUAUAUGGGACAUGAAGACGGGUGUUGUGUUGAAGAAGAUGGAAGGGCAUAACGAUGGGGUGGAGACAUUGACAGUAUCACGAGAUGGGCAAUUGAUAGCAAGCGGUGAUAAAGGCGGAGUGAUCAUUAUCUGGCACGGAGAAACUGGCAAAUUGCUCACCAAAAUCCAAGCCCAUUCCACUCUGACCAAAUCACUGGAUUUUUCUCCCUAUGGGACAGUGCUAGCCACUGGUUCACAUGAUGGAACGACGAAGUUAUGGAACACCGAUACCUGGGAGCAGCAGGGAAAUCCAACACAGUGUGGUGGUAAAGUCAACUGCGUACGGUAUUCACCCUCUGGAGAACUUCUUGCCAUUGCAACAGACAACGAUAUCAAAAUUUAUAAUCCAGGCAGGGACAGGGUGUGGUUCGCAUCCUUCAAGGCUCAUGCCUUACGGAACUUGUCGCUCGCAUGGACGCCCGACGGUACAUGCCUUCUUACAGCUGGCAAUAAAUACGAUCCUACCAUACGCAAAUGGAACACAGCAACCUGGAAGCAGGUCGGUGAUCCCUGGACGGGCCAUUCUUCAUUUAUCGAUGCCAUUGCCAUUCAUCCUGCUGGCACAUUCGUCGCCUCCGCAUCUGGUGACAACCAUGUCCGUCUCUGGUGGCUCUCGGAUCAACGAACUAUCGCCAUCUUCAAGCACCCAUCCAAGUUGAAAUGUAUCACUUUCUCCGUGGACGGUAACCACAUCCUAAGCGGAGGUGAAGAUAAUAUCAUCUCGGAGUGGGCAAUACCUAAUUCAAAGAUCCUAGCCAUCACGACAGCCCGCAAUGCAUGCAUAUAUGGUGACUUAUCUACCGCUGGGGAACUACUCACCCAAGAUGUCAACACCGAUCCGAACAAUUAUACUUCCUACGCCCAUCGUUCUUUCGUUAUGGCGCGAAAAUGCCAUUGGGAUCACGCUCUUCAGGAUGCAAUCAAGUCUAUCAGCGUCCAGCCCUCUUUGACAGGAUAUAUCUCCAAGGGUAUUGCUCUCUGUGGAACAGGCCAUGUCCAGAACGCGAGAGCAGCAUUCGAUGUUGCAUCAAUGUACACGAAUCAAGAUUCACAAAUCCACCAUUUCCUACUCUUGAUCAAGGCCAUCGCCCUCUUCAAUGCUGAUCAACAUGAUGAGGCAAACCUGCUCCUCAAAGAGCUCACUAUCGGUUGUCCCAACGCCGACACUCGCGCAUGUCAUAUUGUGGAAGCAUAUCUACGGGUUCAACUCGGACUCAAAGCCUUGGAUGGCGCACGUCACGACGAAGCCGCUGAACAUUUCACUGCCGCUCUUGACUCCAGCAAUCUAUCAUCGAAAUCAGAUAUCCAUGAAAUUUACGAGGAUUUGGUGGUGCUCUUCGGCUGGGAUCUCAAAUCGUUGUGGCUCACUGCACACCAGAAUCGUUGUGAUUCACUCCUUCGGGCAGGCAAACUUCAAGAUGCCGUGAAAUCAUACCGAUUCAUGAUGGACGAUAUGGACGAAAAAACCAAGGCCAGCUGCCUUGAUCGGUGUAAAGGCAACGCGCUCCUUCUUACCGGCGGAGAUGCUGCCCUCGCUGUAAACCAUUUUGACAGGGCCAUUGACUUAUACUCGGCAGCGAUCGACCUGGAUUCUGCAUCCUAUGUCGUCUUCGCCAAUCGUAGUCAGGCAAUGUUGGGGAAAAGGCUGUGGACAGAAGCACUUCUUGAUGCGCAGAAGGUUAUCGAACUCGACUCUUUAUCUUAUCUCGGAUACCGUUUGAAGCACGCAGCGCUUCAUGGUGCACAACGCUAUGAUGAGGCAAUAGAUGCCUUCAGAAUCAUGCUCUCAAAGCUAGAUAAUGCCUCUGACACUGAGACACGAAAGUUGCGCCAGUGGUAUCUUAGACCAUCUGAAGUGGACCGUGCUAUUCAAAAGGCUAUUGAUGCUCAACUUGAUGAUGCUCCGCUGCGUGUACUCGACACCAGCACUGGGCUCUUAUGCGAUCGAGAGGCACAGAUAUGCACCUUCAAAGCGAGUAUAGAAUACAAGAAGCUCGUAUCAACCACAAUCACGCACCCAGGCUUCACAACGACGCAAAUCAAAGAAGUGGUAAUGUCGUACUUCCGAUAUGCCAUGCUAUCGCACAGGUGGGAAGGGAAGGAGCCGCUGCUACAGGACAUCCAGGGCAAGGUCAUCUAUGGGUUAGAUCCAGUUGGCGGUAUCGUGAAAUUGCAAUCCUUCUGCAAAACUGCUCGUGAUUUGGGUUAUCGCUGGGCAUGGAGCGAUACAUGCUGUAUUGACAAGAGCAACAACGUUGAAUUCCAAGAAUCGGUCAACUCCAUGUUCGUCUGGUAUCACCACUCCGCUCUCACAAUUGUAUACCUCUUGGAUGUUCCACCUUCAUCAAAGCCUGGCGCAUUGGCAAAGAGCGCUUGGAACACACGCGGAUGGACGGUUCAAGAAUUCCUCGCUCCCAACGUCAUUCUAUUUUACCAGAAGGAUUGGACUCUUUAUCUCGGCGAUUGCACUCCCAACCACAAGGAUUCCGCUGCAAUCAUGGAGGAACUGGAAUACGCGACGGGCAUAGAUCGACGAGCCAUCGUGGUCUUCCGUCCAGCCAUAAGAGGCGCCCGCGAGAAACUUCAGUGGGCAUCGACACGUAUUACCACAUUGCAAGAAGACAUUGCAUAUUCGUUAUUUGGCAUCUUUGGCGUCCGCCUGCGUGUUGAUUAUGGCGAGAAGAAGCAGAACGCACUCGGGCGGCUCCUACAGGAAAUCGUAGCUCAGUCAGGCGAUAUUACUGCGCUGGACUGGCUCCACCAUGUAAAUUGUACAUUUCUAUCCGAAGCUGAGAUUCAGUCUUUGGUCUCCUCGCUGCGAGGUGUUGUGGCUCCACAGUCAGCCUCGAAAUUAUAUCAGGCACUUGACUACCUGAGCGCUCCCCGUUUCUCGCACCGCCGGUUGCAUCUGCCUUGCAUUGUAUUUCCGGUCACAGAAGCCAGGCGGAGGCCAGGUCACGACCAGGAUACAUAUAUGUAUGAACUUGAGUCAGAGGGGCUUCGCAACCUGCAGAUCACCACAGAAGACAUGUUCACCCCGUUCUCGCCGGCAAGGCCGCCGCCCUCCUGGCAGACGAUCUUGCUUGUUCGUCCAUGGAGUCGUGAUCUCCUUGAGCUGCAUGACCCUACAGACGAUGCGCAGAGUUUGGACAAUGGGUCCGUGUCCGAAUCUUCGUCACACCAUUCACUCCCUGCACGAACUGGGCCAAGUUAUUCCGAUUCUCACUCGCAGGCAUUGCGAUUGAUUGUUCGCCUUGGACAGCCUUUUGGUGCGUUCUUGUUCGCGCGGCAACGCAACGGAGAAUUCAAGAGGAUCGCAUCAGAUCAUGAUAUCAUUGCGCAGGUUAAAGACAUGACUUCUAUCAGCUACUUGAUGGACAUCAGGACACUGGAAGUACUUUAA
Messenger RNA from Suillus bovinus, 3570 nucleotides. RefSeq lists its product as uncharacterized. NCBI's taxonomy places the organism in Eukaryota, Fungi, Basidiomycota, Agaricomycetes, Boletales, Suillaceae. The record is from RefSeq and is a predicted model, not a curated record. Bases 1 to 3570 code for a protein of 1189 amino acids. The transcript is spliced from 10 exons. Gene Ontology annotation, molecular function: protein binding.